GGAAGGCUGUCUGGUUGCUGUAUUAGCUGUUGGUCACACGCACCUGGGCUGAAAACGACUGGCAUCUGAAACCCCUUGGACCUGCUGGAGGCAGCCUCAUCUACCUGCGGAUGUUGUGAAUUAGGAGCUGGCCAAAGAGUGGGAGAGCUCCAGUAUCCCUCCCCAGAAAAGAGUGCUGCUGGGGUGAGUGCAGAAGAAUGGCUGCGGCAGAACCUCUGACCGCUUUCUCACGAUGGUACCUGUACGCCAUCCACGGCUAUUUCUGUGAGGUGAUGUUCACAGCUGCCUGGGAAUUUGUGGUCAAUUUCAACUGGAAGUUCCCAGGUGUUACCAGUGUGUGGGCACUCUUCAUCUAUGGCACCUCCAUCCUCAUUGUGGAGAAGAUGUAUCUGUAUCUCAAAGACAAGUGUAACAUUUUAGUGCGCUGCUUCAUUUACACACUGUGGACAUACCUCUGGGAGUUCACCACUGGCCUCAUCCUACGCCAGUUCAAUGCCUGCCCAUGGGACUAUUCCCAGUUUGAUUUUGACUUCAUGGGCCUGAUCACCCUGGAGUAUGCCAUCCCAUGGUUUUGUGCUUCUUUCAUCAUGGAGCAGCUGGUGAUCAGAAACACCCUGCGCUUACGAUUCGAUGAGACUGCUGAGCCCGGGGCCCCCACCGCACCCGUUGGCUUGGCCAAUGGCCACGUGAAGACGGAUUGAGCAGUGACUUAGAACCAUACUUAGCAAUGUGAAAGAGCCCAGACCUCUACCACGGACAGUCAGCUCUGGCUCUGAGGUACUGCUCCUUGCUGUAUAAGAUUCGUAAACCCCAUUUUUCUAAUGGGGGUGUGCAUGGGAUAUACCAGAAAAAAUGGAACCAAUAGAUUUUCUAUGGAUUUUACUCUUUGGGCUCCAAGGACCAAUAUCAGUUACUUGUUAGUUAGGUCGUUUCUGAUUUUAACUUAUUACUGAUGAAAGCAGUCCUUUUGCUUACACUUUAAAGUGGAGAAAGAAGAGAAAAGAAACGCUACAGCGGAAAUGCAUCCAAAAAAGCCCCACCUAAUCAGUGGAUGGGCAUGGACACGCCAGCUGAGUUAGUGAUUGGCUUACUCCAUUAGGCAAUAUUCAGGUGCUUGCUUGCAACCAAUACCUCCCUGGGACCUGAGAUGCUGCAGGAAGAAGCAAAAUCCAUCUGCUGUUGAGAAGUACCUAAGACUGGCAGUCUGCUGGGGAGGUAGAUGGUGUUCCCCUCACCAGGUCCCAUUGGCCUCUCCCCAGGUUCUUUGUUGCACCAUGAAAUAAUCUGGUGCUGGACAUCUUGCUGAAUUUAUACAGAUCUUGUACUUUUUGAAAUCUCAGUCCUGAUACUCACUAGAAAUUUUUUCUUUUCUUUUUUCUUCUUCAUUUUUUUUUCUAAUAAAGACCUUUAUUGCCAAGUGAAUUUUACCAUAAUCUGUGCUAUCUGAAUCUUGGCAAAAGGCACAAGAAAUAGUGCAAGUCUUCCCAUCUCCUUUGUACCCCCAAAGCAGAUCUUGCUACAGAUUCCAGCUCCCAUCUCAGCCAUGCAAACCUUGUAGAGACUAUAUAGCCCACAAGACUUUUCUGCCUUCCUUUCCAGGGAUUCCUCUGUUUCUGGUGAUGUCAAUAACUUAGUCUGGCUGCAGCCCAUUGUAUUUGAAGGUCAAAACCUUCAUGUGGCUAACCCAGGAUUUGGUCCUCUGGCACUGACUUCCAUGUUCCUUCAGCACUGGAAGGCCUUGGCUCAGUUCUGUCUUGUGUUCUGCUCAGUGUAUCAAGUGGAUUUGCUUUUUCUUCUCAAAUUCUGCUUUAAAUAACCACAGCCAUAUUGUUGUGAUAGUAAUUGGAGUCAGCUAGAGAUAUACCAUGCUGUCUGAUACACUUACUAAAAAAAACCCCAAAAAAUAACAAAAACCAGAACACCAGUCUCUGAAAAGCACUUCUUCAUGCUCUGCCUGAGUGAGGCUUUGAGUAGGGCGUGAGAGCAGCAGUAGAGAGGUGGAGCAGGAGGGACUGCUGCGGCUUCACUGUAGACCUACCUGCACCAGGGACAGUUUGAAAUUGGUAACACUUAUGGAGAACAAGGACAGUUGUGGUGCAGGGAAGGUGUUUGAUAGCGGCAGCCACAAGUUUGUAAUUCACUCCGUCAAGUUUUGGCCUUUGAAGUUAACAAAGUUAGCAAGAAACAUGGAGAUUCCAGCUGUCAGAUUUCUCACUCCUGAACUGAUAUGGGGAAGGUUUGCCAGAGUUGUCCCAUAAGGCCAGAUUAAUUUUUCUGUUCUUCCACCACAGUCAGCAGAGCUGUACCAGGGAUAAUUUGGCUUGGAAUGCAGAUCUGUUGUAGGAUUCCACUCUUAUUUUGGAAACAGUUGGGCCAUUUCUGUGUAUGUCCCUUGUCUCUGGUAGGGGGUCCUCAGUUAUGAACUUGCUCCUUGCCCUGGCACAGCCAUUCCUGAGAGAAAAACACUGCUGGCCCUGUGAGUAGAAUUGUUUCUUGGUUCUGCUCUUACAGGGCAGUGUUAAUCCUUUUUUGUAUUACACAGAGAGCAAUUAUUUUAUUCCUUCCCCUUUUCACAAGGCAUCCAUUGCUGGCAAUGGACACAUGAAAACAGUGGUGGCAAGGAAUUAAUCAAAUCUGCCCUGGGUAUGCAAUGUAUCCUGAAUCACUGAGAAUACUUAGGUGGGUAUUUAGAGUUCCCUUUUAUUAUUUCAUUAUAUUAAAAGAGAACAAACACUGAACAGAUAGUUCUUUUGAUGCUGUGAUGCCAGUGCUACAAAGUCAGAGAAACAGUAUGUAGUUUAUCAGCCUUGUUGGUCUCAGGAGUAUAGACCCAAGCAAAAUAGUCACCUGAAACUGUACAUGGAGGAAAAAAAGAGCUUUGUGUGUAGGAUAAUGUAACAGCUCUACUGGAGCAGAACAAGAACUGCAAGGUGCAGAUGAGAGUUGGGAUCUCACCAUUUUGGCCCUGGUUAUGUCACGGUCAUCAAAUGCAGUGUCUAAAGCUGGGUUGUCCUCUCACAGCAUAGCUUAAAUGUGGUGUUGUGCUGCCUCCUACACCGCCCCCACAUCAUGUAAAACCCUCAGCUUUAUAGAAAGAUCCUUAGGAUCCCUGCUUUCUCCUUAGCUGUUACAUAACUCUUUGGAAAGGUUAAAAAGGAGCUAGCAGUGUGGUGUGGAGGACUGGCUGUCCACAGAGCUAACCUGGUGUGCAGUAGCAGUUGUGUCUGUUAUUGUCUGUACUUAAGAAGGUCCCAUAUAAAUGACACUUUAUUUGUGUUUUGCUGAACGAUGUAAUAUUUAACUGCUCAAAAUAUGGAAGGGUUUCCCAGCAGCAUCUAGUAUCCUAGGGCAUUAUUCUUAUUGCCUGUGUCACUGAAACAGCUGUUGUAGUCUGCUUUCCACUGGUGUCUGAUGUGUACCACCCAGCUACUGCAUCUUCAUAGAGUGGUAAUUUUUACCCAGAAGUGCACUUUACUUGCAGCUUGCACACCAGAAACAGAAAAGGACCUGGCAAAUUCUUAAAUAAUAUAAUUAUAUAUAAUACCACAUACCUACUGCAGCAGGAUUAGCCAGAUUUCUCCUUUCUGAGCAACGUGGCUGCUGUCAGAGCUUUGUCUUUUCUGCAAAAUCUCCCUUUUUAAUACAUGUGAUGCUUCUUAUAACAUCUUGCAGAACUGCCCAGAGCACGUUACCAGGAUCUCAGUGGCAGCUCAGUGAGAGCUCGGGAGCUGGACUGAAGCUGAAGAGACAUUUACAUGAAGAAAAAAAACGCACAAGGCCUAACAUUUGUUUGUAUGUGUAUCUUCCUCAGUAGAUUAAAGUUGCCUGUUUUGAGUUCACCAGCAAUAAAAAAAACUUGUGAUUUAUCUACCUUGCCCUAACUGCAGCAAAGAGAAAAUGACCCUGAUCUCUGCCUUUCUUUCCCAGGGGGUGGUGGGAUGUGGACUGCCCAGGGUUCCAGUUUUGCAUCUGUUCUCUCGCUUAUCUCAUGUACAAUCCACCCUAAAGGAUCUCAAAGUAUUUGAUAAAUAAGUACAGAGUCUGGUGUCUGUCACACGAGAGGCAGUUCAAGCAUUACUGUGGUAUCUGUUCAUACUCCAAAGUUCUUGCCAGAGGGGCAUGUUUGAUCUACAGCAAGCCCAGAUGGCAUUUUGUUCUUUGGUGUUAUAAUUGAGAGAAAUGUGUACAUAUGUACCAGGUACUAUUGAGCCUUUGGUCUGAAUGCAUUUUGUAAUUAAAGCAGAAUAAUCCAAUCAAGA
Messenger RNA from Cyanistes caeruleus (blue tit), 4259 nucleotides. It is a transcript of the gene TMEM229B, whose product is annotated as transmembrane protein 229B. The record is from RefSeq and is a predicted model, not a curated record. Lineage: Eukaryota; Metazoa; Chordata; Aves; Passeriformes; Paridae.